ACGUUCCCAAUGUGUUCCGAGCAAAACGUAUGGAAGGAGCCUUUGCGUUACGCCUUUGGCGAACCACAACAACCUUUGGUGCAGUGUUUGGUGAAGAGUUGUUGGGCUGAAGUGCUCUUGGGAGGAACAAUGCUUCACUGCAUCUUCCUUUUUUUGUUCGCUGCAAGCAUUUUAAUGAAGACGUUUUAGACUGCUCUAUGCUGUGUUCUCCAAAACCACACCUUCUACUAAUAGAGCCAUCAGUGUUUGAUGUGUUCUCAUCAGCGUUGAUCGAAGCUCAUCUCAUCCACCGUGCGCUCGUGUGUGCACCCUAUACCGUGGCCAUGCCUAAAUCCCCGUGUACUCCUUGAGCUGUCACUUCAAACCUUUGUGUUUCGAUGUUGUUUAACUUAUUCCAAACUUAUCCCCCCCCGCAACCACUCAAUCACACCUUUGUUAGGCAAAACGAUGUCCAAAAUGGUAGUUUUAAGAAGCUGUAGGACAUAGUUUGAUGCCCAGUGCUCAUCAUGAACCUUAUCGGCGUGGUAGUAUCGUUUGGCACGCUGCUAGCUGUAUCAAAGUGUGCUCCGAUGGAGUUGUCGGAUGCGGAUCAGGAUACCGAGCUGCUCAGCUACGAAAGUGUCCACGGACAGGAAAUGUAUCGGUUUAAGUACGAAACGAGUGAUGGACAGUUUAGGGAGGAAGUCGGUAUGCUGGUGAACGUUGGCACGCCCGAGCAGGAGCUGAUGUUGAUGGGCCAGUAUGGGUACAAGAAUAAGGACGGCACGAUGGUGAUGGUUAUGUAUACGAGCGGCAAGAAGGGCUAUCGGGCACGGACGGUGACAAGAAACGCACGCGAUGCAGAUUUAAGGAUGAAAGCUUUCCUGUCGUUGCUGAUGGGAUAGAACUGCCGGGUUUAAGAUCAUUCCCAGGGUUUUGGUUUAAAUAUAAAUAAGACACCAAAGUGGAGAGAAAAUGAAAAAUAAAAACAAACAUAGCAGCAAGUAACUUCAACGAAAGUGCUUCAACUAAAUUGCAAAAAAUAAAACAAUUGCAGUUAAGCAUCACAUGGUACUUUA
Anopheles merus is the source of this 1058-nucleotide messenger RNA. Its product is annotated as endocuticle structural glycoprotein ABD-5-like. The record is from RefSeq and is a predicted model, not a curated record. The coding region runs from base 507 to 884 and encodes 125 amino acids. Lineage: Eukaryota; Metazoa; Arthropoda; Insecta; Diptera; Culicidae. The transcript has 2 exons.